UUCCCAGCCUUCACACAAAUCAAUUCCAAUUGCAGAAGCUGAAGCCAUGGCGAUCAUCUCCGACAUCGAAGAAACUACGAAUUCUACUCCUCCAAGUGAGCAGGAGAAGAAGGGGAACUCCACUAUGCUUCCAAACUCUGCCAAUGGGCUCGACAUGGACAAGUACUCCUGGGGGCAGAGCCUCCAGGAAGUAAGUAUCACCGCUCCGGUCCCCACCGGAACCAAAUCGAGGCAGAUCACGUGCGAGAUCAAGAAGAAGUCUCUGAAGCUCGGGCUCAAGGGUGAGCCAGCUAUGAUCAUCAUCGAAGGAGAGCUGUUCGGUCCGGUGAAAGUUGACGAAUCAUUCUGGCAUUUGGAGGAUCAGAAGACGGUGUCCGUUCUGCUGACGAAAUCCGACGAGAGGAACUGGUGGAAGUCGCUGGUGAAGGGAGGGCCGGAGAUUGAUACCCAGAAGGUGGAGCCAGAGCCCAGCAGGCUGGGUGAUUUGGAUCCGGAGUUGAGGUCGACGGUGGAGAAGAUGAUGUUCGACCAGCGACAGAAGGAGAUGGGCCGCCCUACGAGCGACGAGAUUCAGCAGCAGGAGCUGCUGAAGAAGUUUGAUUUCUCCAAGAUGAAGAGGGUCGACAAGUUCAGCAAUAUGGCUUAAGAGCAGUUACUUACUGUGUUUUCUUGUGUUCUUCAUUCUCCUUUUGAUGUUUGUUUUCAACUGUUGUUGUGUUUUGCUCUUAUCCUUCAAUGAAGAAUACAUGCAUCCAUCAGAUGACAUUAAGAUCGAUGAAUUAUAAAAGAAGAGUAAUGCAGUUGUUUCCAUGGCCACAUUUACAAGAUUUGUAAGGGAGAAAGAGAAGUUCUUGGUGGGAGUAGAUUACCAAGUACCAAACACAACGACGUGAAUAUCAACUAGCAAGAUCAAACAUUACAGAAACAAUAUUAAAGUGGGAAAAGGCUUGUUGCUUGCUAAGCCCUUUCCUUUUUCUCAAUAGCUCUCUUUUUUACCUCUCAACUGUUUCUUAUCAGAAACUAUUUACACAAGUCUACUAGAGAAAUGGGGACUGUUUAAGGGGGGAAAUACAUGUACAAUUCUGAAGCAUCUCUAAACUUGAGCAGUUUUGUUUGUUCUUCAUUCAGUCAUACAAACCUUCUUGCUCCCAUACAUCGACUAGAAAAUCUACCAUUUCCUGAAACAGAAAAACAGAAGCGGAAAAUGAUUCUCGUUACAAGGAGAGAUGCAGAAAAAAACUACUCAGGAGGUCAAGGACUUACAGAGAGCGGGACAGGCCGGGGGAAAGGGUUCCUGCUUCCAAGCAAGCUUUCAUAAGUUGCAUUCCAACUGGAUAUUAAAUCAAGUAUUAAGAACAGACAAUGGAACGUGAAUUUGAGAAGGUGGGGGUGGAUUUCUUUGAUUUGCUGUGAAUACAAAAAGGGUAAUUGCUAGCUACAAAUGGAAGGAAACACAUCAUCUGUUGUAACACAGUCAAUCCGAAAGCAUCAAAUCGUUCGGUACAAUGAUUUGAACAAUGAUGUUAGAAGACGGUUGGAUGUGCAGGAAAAAUAAUGCAUCAGCUUCUUCAUAAAAAUAAAAUAAUAAUAAUAAUAAUAAUGCAUCAGCUUGGCCCUAUUUUGCAGAAGCAUCUAAAUGAUGUAGAGUACAAUGAUCACACAGCACAUCACAGAGAUGAAGACAUUUGACGAAUGAUUCCAACGAAAGAUGAACAACCACCGGUCCACCAGUACCAACACGAGAAUGGCAGCAAUCAAUAAAGCUUUAAUAGAGUAGAAAUAAGCAACUGUUUACAAAGUGGCAUCUCAUUCAACAUAAAGUUUCAGCUCCUAACAUUUCCAAAAAAGCACAGACAAACUCUGAUCAGCAACAAGGGAAAGGUUACCUCAACUGUGGUCCACUUGUUUGACGAGUUUGAUUGCUGGUAGACUCACCACUCCCAGUCCAUUGAAGCCUGCCCUGCUGCCACAGAAGCAGACCUGCACGCACGCAUUCAAUGAGCCGUAGUUAAGAGGUCUAGGAUUCAGAAUUUUGACCAACACAGAAGAGUAAUGGAAGUAAACUUGGAAGAGUGAAGUAAAACAGAUUUGUAGUUAGUUACCAUGAUUCACAAAGUCUGUUGUACUGCCACUCAUGGUGCCACCACUGCUAGUGUUGGGGUUUGAAGCACUAAUUGAAGAUACACUUUUUUGAGAUUGCAUAGCACUAUUAUCGAGCUCACAGGUGCUGCUGCUCCAGAAAUCCUCAGAUAUACUAGGCUUCUUCACUGCCCGGCCUUGUAUCCUCAAUCCUUUGGCUGGCUCGUCCACAGCGAUUAUCGGUGUGGGCUUCCCGCAGCAUCCAAAACAACCACUGUUCUGUUCCAAACCAGGUUAGAAACCGAAACCAGUAACGGAAACCGUGUGGGAAGCAACUAGACCACUUGUAGAGGAUUGAAAUGUAUAGAAGACAGAAAAUUUCACAUUCAUUGAACUGGCUUCCUUUUGUUCCCAAACAAGCUUGGUGGAGUGGCAAAUAGUCAAAUACCAUAUAAUUAGAAGAUAAGAAAAGGAAAUGGACAGAUUGGUGUUUGUUCAACUUCCAUGUCAUAGACAAAAAGAAAAACAGAUUUAAGGACACAAUCAAAAGACCUAAAUCAGAUUGACCUCAAAUAAACAAAACAGGUAAAGCAUUCAAUCUUCCCAUCCAAAAAUCAAGCCAUCCCAUUGACUUACAUACACUCUAAUGGAAAGUUGAUGUCCCCUAGACAUGACUUGAAGGCAUUAAUUACACUAUAGAGCCAACAAUUCUCUACCUGUUUUCUUAUGUACUGGUUGUGUUAGGAAUUCCAUCUCUAUCAGGUGAGGAAAUUUUCCAGUCCUUGGAGGCCAUUAUUAUAUUUGCUUUACAACCACUACUACUUUAACCAAUCCACCUAUAAAGGCUAUAAACACUUCAAUGGCCAAGCAAAUGACAUGAUCAUUAAACAAUUUAUAAUCUUUCAUAAAUUAGGGGGCAAGGAAAACAAUAAAAAUGAAAGAAAAAUAAUCUCUAUCAGAUUGAAAUCAGCAAUUUCAGCCUUUCUCCCGCAAAGAUUGUCUCCCCUCUUGAAGCCAACUUUCCUAAACUAGAAAAACAAGUAAACAACAAUUCUAUUCAAUCCCAACUCAUGCUCCCAAUACACAAACAAGGACCAAAAAUCUCACCUGGAUUCCAGAAAUCCAAAACCCAGGAAACAAGGACCAAAUACUAUAUUUUUACUCAGCCAAAAGAAAACUCAGAACAAACAGAAGAAGGAGAAAAGAAGAACAUGAAAUCACUUACCCCAUACAAUCGAGAAAGUGACGGAUCCAAGAGCAAGCAGAGGCGUUACUAAGUGUCACCAUUUGAUCAAGAAAUCAACAGCACGAGACAACCCAAUCAUCGAAUCGGAACCGGGUACGAAUUCGGGAGAAGGAAAAGCUGCAAAAAAGGAAUCGACUUUAUGCUGAAAUUGGAAAUGGGUAGCGUUGAUUUGUUGUUCUGUUCUCCACCAUGGCAACCUGCUACUACUGGGUUCUUUCUGUCUGCAACUUUUGGGGAAGGCGCUGAGAGGGCGUGUGGGGAAUAGAAUGGUGGUGGUGGCUGCUCUGGCUAGAGAUGAAUGGGGAGUGGGUUUUGGAGCGAGUGAUUAAAGUGAAUCAAAAAUCGCGAGGAAGAAGAAGAGGAAAAAGAGAGAAAUGGGGGAAGUUAAGCAAUUGAUUAGUGAGGUGUCUGUAAUGUGGGGAUGCGCUUCGUGGGAUUGGAUUAUUUGCCCUUUGCCAACCUAUCCUACGCUCUUCACGCGCUUUCUACUCUCGCGUGCACUUUGCUUGCUAAGGUGAGAAAAUGGGUGGGUUGGAUGAGUUUUAGGUAAAAAUUUGCUUAUCUUGAUGGUUCGUAGAGAGCGGAAUGGAUCAUACUCAUCGAUAUGUGAUAUUAUCGAGUAGUUGGUAGCAGAUGAUGGUUUGUUCAACUAGUUGCGAUGGUGUGUGCAUGAACGCCUCGGAGCUAGCUUUCAAUGAUGACAUAGUAUAUAACGUUGUAUUUUAUUUCGAAUCAUGUAUCGAAAAGUGAAUUUGAGACCGUAAGGUUGAUUCUGCACAUCAUAUGGGGUAUAGAGAUGAGUAAUAGACUUGAUGUUUCGUCAUCUGAAAGAAUGAUGGUGGUAGGUAAGAUCAUUGUAUUUGUCGGAUACCAACCUACCCCCAACAUUAUCCAGACGUCAUUUACUCGUUGGUUAGUUGUAACCAAUAACCGGUAUCUAGCACACGUAUAUCCACGAGCACAUGAAUAAUGAGUAUAUAGUGAUAGGUGAUUCGUACGUUAUUUAUAGAGACUUCUUUACCAGUAUCCAACACCUACAAACAGUGGCAAUGCCAUUGCCAACAUUUUUUUUUUGAUAAUGUUAGUAUUGAAAAAAGUAUAUACUAUUUAGCACCCAGAUGUAACAGAGGCUAUCACGUUCCAGGCAGGUCAUGCCAUGGGAUAAUUUGCCAUUGCCAACAUUUGAAACGAGAUAAUAGCCCACCAUCUCGCGCUACUUUGUAUUGCUUAUUGAACACAUGCAUGCACAUUUACAACUUAUAACGAAAUAUUUAAUGAAAAUUGUAAUCUGCUAUUGAGUUACACAUAGCUCCGCCACAACUUGCAAAAGAGCUUACUAACCCAUAGGAGUUGUGACGAAUUGAGUUGUUUAUGAACAAGGGAAGGCCCGUUCUUUAAAGUAUAAUGCAUAGUUUAGCUUUGAUUCUGUCCAAAAGAGAAUAUGCACACUUUCCUUUCUAUCAAGAGAAUCCAACAAAGAAAUAUUGUAUAAACUCAAACCAAAGUGAAAAAGGAAGGGAAAAAAAAGAAGGGAGGCCAUGGCCAUGAAAAUAAGGCAAAAGGAAAUUAAAGCAAAGAGACAUCAAAGGUGGUGUAGUGAUUAAUGAUUAUCAUUAUAUCCUUUGUGAGAGAGACCUUCUUUUUCAUUAUCUCUUAUCAUCUUCUCAUUUUUCUUUCACGAGGAUGAUGAUUUUGACUCUAUAAUGAUAAUUUGAUGCUGAGGAAAAUUUUCUAUUGGCAAUUGGUCAAUAAUGCAUUGGUGGUAAUAAUUUGAGUUGUUGAUG
Messenger RNA from Linum trigynum, 5109 nucleotides. The record is from the annotation of a GenBank genome assembly. NCBI's taxonomy places the organism in Eukaryota, Viridiplantae, Streptophyta, Magnoliopsida, Malpighiales, Linaceae.